Macrobrachium nipponense is the source of this 5063-nucleotide messenger RNA. Its product is annotated as solute carrier family 41 member 1-like. The coding region runs from base 766 to 2328 and encodes 520 amino acids. Gene Ontology annotation, molecular function: monoatomic cation transmembrane transporter activity. Gene Ontology annotation, cellular component: plasma membrane. The record is from RefSeq and is a predicted model, not a curated record. Gene Ontology annotation, biological process: monoatomic cation transport. Lineage: Eukaryota; Metazoa; Arthropoda; Malacostraca; Decapoda; Palaemonidae. The transcript has 9 exons.
GUGUACGUCAGGCGGUAUAGUUCCAGACUUUGAAAUCUCAUGCAUCCAGUAGCUGUGUGGCAAGCGUGAGUGUCGCAUGCCUCACAUGACUAGGUUGUUUGCUGUUGACUAAACCUCGGUCAAGUGUGGCGGGGCUUAGCUUCUCCCUGGCUCCCGGCUACUCCCUAGUGACUUGGUCGCAACCUAGGCAUUAGGUUUAUUUUCUCUUCCAAUCUCAGUCAGGACGCCCUGCGGAAAACAAAACGGCGUUUAAUGCAACCUCAGUGCUGCCUUCAACUCGAACAUUCCCGUGUCAGCAAUUUAUUGUUACAAUCAUUGCUAGUAUUACGAUUUGCUACUGCCGUAGUGGUUUAUCUUAGUCUUCCUUAGACGCUUAAAUGUUCUUUGUUUUAUUUGACGCGUGGGGAAACAGUGACGUGUGAGAAAUGUAACCUGCAAAGUAUUCAGGUUUAUUUUUUUUCAUCUGAAGUCGCGGAAAAUUGUCUGCACACCCAGCAGCAGGAGAGAUCAAUAGCAACGAUGACAACUUAUUAAAGUUAACAUUCGUCACGGAGCUUUCAGCAUCAUUCCGAAGAAGGGAGGAGACGAAGGAGAACACCGCGAACCAAACUACUACGAAUAAUCAAAGAAGGAAAAUCAAACGAGUCAGGAAAGCGUCGGAAAUUCCUCUUUGUCAUCCGAGAAGGGGUCAAGGAACCAAGCAACUGCUGCCCCAACGAAGAAUAAAGGAAGAGCAGUAAGAAGCGAGCGUCAAACUUAGCAAAAAUGGUGCUGGGAAACGAGAAGAAGCCCGAAGAUUUGGAGAAGGGAGAGAAUAACCCCAUGAUAGUCAAGGCUCUCGAGGCACAGAUAGUGCCUCCCAGCACUGCCACCGCCGAGGAGUUGGAAGUGGUGGUGGAAAACCCAGACAGUGCCAACCCCGUCAUCACUACCAAAAUCAAAAUCAAGGGCCGAAUUGAGGAGGGCGAUGGCUUGUACGAAGAGCGCUCAACGUCCUCGUCCGACGAUGACCAGGGGCUCUCCCUCAUCCAGCGGGGCGUUUGUGACGAAGAUACUGAACCCGACAAGGAGACCAGUCUGGCCAUCCUUAUGCAAGUGAUGCUUCCUUUCCUGGUGGCCGGUCUCGGCAUGGUCGGAGCCGGUCUCGUCCUUGAUCUGGUUCAGCAUUGGGAUGUGUUUAGAGUUGUGAGCGAGCUUUUCAUAAUGGUUCCUGCUCUACUGGGUCUCAAGGGGAACUUGGAGAUGACCUUAGCUUCUCGUCUUUCCACACACGCUAAUUUAGGUCAUCUAGAUAAAAGAGAAGAGUGCGUUUCCAUGAUCAUUGGAAAUCUUGCUUUGAUUCAGUGCCAAGCUAUAGUGGUUGGAUUUUUAGCAUCAGUAGCAGCUGUUGUGAUGGGCUGGAUUCCAGAAGGUGCAUUUGAUAUAAUUCAUGCACUACUGCUGUGUGCAUCAGCCCUCGUGACAGCAUCUUUUGCGUCCUUCAUUUUAGGUGUUAUUAUGGUUGGAGUUAUUCUGCUUUCAAGAAAGUGCAGUAUUAACCCCGAUAAUGUUGCAACACCUAUUGCUGCUUCAUUAGGAGAUCUUACCACACUGGGCUUGCUUGCCUGGAUUGCAUCAUUACUAUAUGAGGCCAAAGACAAUGAUCAUUGGCUUUCACCCCUGGUGGUGGUUGGCUAUAUCAUGUCUCUUCCCUUGUGGAUUUGGCUGGCUUCAAGAAAUAAGCACACAAAGGAAGUCCUGUAUUCUGGAUGGACUCCUGUUAUUUGUGCUAUGAUGAUUUCCAGCCUUGGUGGUCUCAUCUUAGAUUUUGCAGUCUCUAGCUACAAGGGCAUAGCAGUAUUCCAACCAGUUAUUAAUGGAGUGGGAGGAAAUUUAGUGGCAGUCCAGGCUUCUCGUAUAUCAACAGCCUUGCACAGUGCAGCUCCACUAGGGAAGCUGCCCAAAUAUGUAGCAAGUUUCUGCAUCAACCCAUGCUCAGCAUUCUGUGCUAGAGCUGGCCAUCCUCGUACUGCCAGGGUACUUCUGUUACUGGUUGUUCCUGGACAUCUGGUCUUUAUGUAUACAAUUUCAUAUUUGAAGGCUGGACAUACUUCUCUCACUCCAAUCUUCGUUGUUACUUACCUUCUAGCUGCAUUCCUUCAGGUAUCAAUUCUACUGUACGUAGCUCAUAUCAUGGUCCACUGGAUGUGGAAAGCUUCCAUUGAUCCAGAUAACUCUGCCAUUCCAUACCUUACUGCUUUAGGUGAUCUUCUGGGCACAGGGCUCCUGGCCAUGGCGUUCCACUUACUCUAUGUUGUUGGUGAUAGAGAUGCUGACGUAGGUGACUAAUUGGUGAAAUUCGUAAAUAAUUUCCCUUUUCAAACAUAGAUAUGAAAAAUUAUGUUGAAUGUGGUAAUUUUACCUUUUAAGAGCAUACUUAAAAGGAAAAAAUUUCUACCCAAGGAUCAAAUUAUACAAUUGGAUCCUUUAAAACUGAAACUUACUAUCAUUAAUUUUUAUAAUUUUCAGAGUGAAUUGAAGGGUGCUAGUCUCAUGUAACAUGUUAUUGAGAAUUUUGUCUGUAUGAUUUGGUUGUAUGUUUUGGUUGUGUAGUACAAUUAUUUCGUAUCCUUUACAAAGGUAAUAAGACCUGAUGAAAUUUGGUCUUCAAUAUCAGUGAUUCUCUUAUUUAUGUUUCAAGAGUUGUUUACUUCGCUCUAUUUUUACCCAGAACUAUAUACGUAUAUAUUUUUUCUAUUUUAACAAAUGUGUUCCUAUCCUUUAGAUCAUAACAGGAAACUCAUCCAUAUUUACAUUAGUCUUAUUAUUGUACUUCAAUUAUGCAAUAUACAACAUGGAUCUCUCUGUAAAUUCCUGCCAUAUAUAUUAUUUGGUUGAAUUUCCCUAUUGUAUCCUAAUAGUAUCUGAAAAUGAUGAAAAUUUUUUCAAUCCAAAAAUUAUUUUUAAAGAUUGUUUAACUAAUGAUCAGUUGAACAUUGGUUUCAAUUAAUUUAAAAACACUCUUUGUCAAAACAUUCAAUUAACUGUUGUACCUAAUUUUGUCUGGUGUGUUGCCAUGGAUGAUUCCAGAAUAGCACCGUACAAGUUUCUGUAAGGUUUAAGUAUGGAAUAUGGCUACAUUACUGGAAACUUGUAGUACUCUCUGGUUUAAAUCCUUUUAUUUAAUGAUUUGGUUGUAUUUUAUUGUUUGAAAAAAAAAAUAAUUUUUAUUACACUGAUAAUGUACUUAGUUGCAUUUUUAAGCAUUUGUUUAUGAUGGUUCAUAAUCAUUUCAUCCCAUACAAAAAGGUAAAUCCAGUACCAUUAUAAGUGACUUGGGUUCUAGGAUACCUGUGAUACUGUUGAUGCUACAUUAUAAUGUUCACUGUUAACUGGAUUCAGAUAAAUGUUAUGUCAAGCUUAGUGAGAUAUGUGGAAAAUAGUAUACAUUAUUGAAAUGCAAUAUUCGCUGCAACUUAACUUUUACAUUGUGGCUGCUCCAUGUUUACGUAUUAUUAUCCCUCCUCAUAUAUUUCAUUGUUAGUUCAUCAGCCACUGUACUUUUUGGACAGUUACACAGUGAAAUUUGGGAUACCAGUCUUCAAAUGAUGUGUCCUGAAUACUUAUACUAAAGCAAAAGCAGAAUAUUGUAGACGAGUCGGUUGUUUUUCUUUCUACUCGUCUUCAUUAGCCCCUUUUUUUAACCAGCCUUGAUUUCAAGAUUCCUUUGAUUGAAUCAUCCUAUUGUAAAAAUUGCCUUAUUAAUCUUUGUGAUUUCAAGUAUGACAAAGAAGAUAUGUGAUGGUAAUAGUUUAUAAUGGAUGUCAAAUUAUUGUGAUAAACUCAAGAUGCUCAAGGAUAAAAAGUAGGAAAUGGUGCAGCAAAGCAGACUAUUUUGACAGUGAAAAUAGCUGUACUUAUUUGUCGUUGCAGUAGUAAUUAUAAAAUAAAAUGGGAUGCAGCAACAAUGAAAGGGUUAUGUUUGCAUUAGAGAUAUGUUUAUCAUACUUGUAUCUGUUAGAUAACUGCCCCAGUUUUUUUUUUUUUUUUUUUUUUUUCUCCAGUUUGCUCCAAGAAAAUUGUGUAAAAGUAAAAUCUACAAAAUUAUUUGACUUUCACGGCUAUCAUGUUUUGGUACUUUUUAAGAGAGGAGGGGUUUAAAAUUGUAAUUUUGUCUCAUUGGAUAGUAUUGGAUUUACUUUGAAUAUUUCCUGGCAGUUUUCAAGUUGGUUUUAGUGUGCUAAUCAUAUCUGUCUCAGUUCAGUAUUACUUAAGAGAAACACUAUUUGGGACUCAAAAUCCCAUUUAAAAGAUCUGGUAUAAUUAUUUCUUUUCAAUUGUGAAUAUUCAAUAUUUCAAGAAUUUUUUUUUAGCCAAGAUGUUUAUCUAAGAAGAAUUAAAAUUCCAUGCAAAAGAUCUGGUAUAAUAUUUUCUUUGAAAUUAACUUGAAUAUUCAUUGUUAUAAAAAAAUUUUCCAUCCAAGAUGAUUUCAUAAGAGAAAUUUCAGGGUAUUCAUUGAAUUCAAAAUGGAAUUCUAAAAUGUGCACAUGUUGAGAAUUGUAGAAUGCAAAUACUGGCUACAGUAAUGAAAGAAUUUAAAAAUAUACUGUAAUCCUAAAUCUAUAUGCAACUAACUAUCUCCACUAACAUUUAUGUUUUGAGAGUAACAAUGGUGUGUAUGGUUAUUUAAAGGGUGUGAAAAGUUAGGAAAAUUAUUCCAGCAUAAGAAUCUUCAAAUAAAUCCAACUUUUGUAGUUGGAGCAGAUUAUAUACAGUACAUGGAAGGUUUUUUAUAGACAUUUUUUCUUGGUACAGAAGUUAUAUAUAUAAAUAUAUUUUUAUUAUAGACAUUUACUUUAUCUGGAAAUUCCCAAAGCAUAAUAACAAAAUCGUAACUCAGGAUAAAGACUGACGAAUCUGCGUUGAAUUCAAUAUGAUGAAAAGUGCCUUAUUAACAGUACUUUACUUCCUAUACUUGCUAGCAGUAACAAAGGAUAGCGUAUGUACUAAAGUAGGUCACUGUUUUAUGGGGAUCUUUUUGUUAGUACUGUAAAUUGUCAAUGAAAUAAAGUUAUGCACAUACA